AUGGACGUUAUUUCAUAUUUAUUGGGAAUAGUUGCGAUUACUUUAUCUGUUGUGGUAUGUGAUCUCCUGUACAAGGACUACAACUUUGACCAGAAGUUUUCUUUGUCGACGUCUAGCAGCUCUGGUUUGAAUCUCACAGCCACUGGUGUGAAGAUCAAUGAAGACUUCAUUGGUGAUAUACGGACACAGCAUAAAAGUGGUAGAACCACUGUUGAUGUCAUAAUUGAUAGUGAUUCUAAAGUGUCAACCACAGUCACUGUUGAUGAAGCGCUAACUGGUCUGAAGACCUCAUUCGCCUUCAAGGUUCCAGAUCACAAGUCUGGAAAGCUUGAUCUGCAAUAUGCCCACAACCGUUUUUCAUUGAAUUCGACCAUUGGUUUGACAUCAACACCUUUGGUUGAGCUGGCUGCAACUGUCGGCACAAGUGAACUUACCAUUGGUGCUGAGGUUGGGUUUGACAGUACUUCAGCUGCUGUUACUAAGUACAACUCAGGGAUUGGAUACAACAAGUCCGAUUUCUCUGCUUCCUUACUACUGGCUGAUAAAAGGGAGACUUUGAAGGCAUCUUACAUUCAUUUGUUCAAUCCAACCAAUGGAGCUACAGUGGCAGCUGAGGUAACACACAAGUUCAAAACCAAGGAGAACUAUUUCACAAUUGGGAGCUCCCAUGCCCUUGAUCCUUCAACAUUGCUAAAGACGCAAUUCAGCAACUCCGGGAAGGUCGGUCUUCUCUGUCAGCAUGAGUGGAGGCCAAAGUCCCUUGUGACUCUUUCAGCUGAGUAUGAUCCAAAGGUGGUAAGUGCGCCUUCAAGAAUCGGUGUGGCCAUAUUGCUCAAGCCUUGA
Molecule: messenger RNA, 843 nt
Organism: Miscanthus lutarioriparius
Lineage: Eukaryota; Viridiplantae; Streptophyta; Magnoliopsida; Poales; Poaceae
Source: the annotation of a GenBank genome assembly